AUGUCCACAGCCUGUUUUCUGUUUGUCGUGUUGGACCUCCUACAGUUGGACCUCCUACAGCUGGACCUCCUACAGCUGGACCUCCUACAGCUGGACCUCCUACAGUUGGACCUCCUACAGCUGGACCUCCUACAGCUGGACCUCCUACAGUUGGACCUCCUACAGCUGGACCUCCUACAGCUGGACCUCCUACAGCUGGACCUCCUACAGCUGGACCUCCUACAGCUGGAGAGGGACAUAACACUUUGA
Messenger RNA from Knipowitschia caucasica, 249 nucleotides. The record is from the annotation of a GenBank genome assembly. NCBI's taxonomy places the organism in Eukaryota, Metazoa, Chordata, Actinopteri, Gobiiformes, Gobiidae.